UUUGGCGCCUCCACAAAUCUCAAAACCCUUCGUCUCUAAUCUUUUUCGGUUUUUACUUCUUCUCCAAAACCUAGCUCUCUCCCACUUCACCACCUGCAAAUCCAUGGCUUCGCCUUCCGGAGCCGAAUCUCGACAAUCCGCCACAUCCUUGCGGUCCCGAUGCUACAUUACUUCUCACUCGGCCUUCGCUUCGUCCAGUACGGCUUUCACGUCUCGACCGUCCUCUACGAAGCCUGUAACAAUGUCUAGAAAAUCUUCGUUGAGAUUUCAGACUGAUCAGAGAUCGGCAUCUCCCAGUCGUCGUUCGGUUUCGGUUCAGAAGAAUCGCGACAGUAAUGCGAAUGCGGUUCCGUCGAACAAGAAGAAAGUCAUGUGCAUGUGUUCUCCGACGAAACAUCCUGGCUCCUUCAGGUGUUCUCUUCACAAGAAUUCGACGCACUCUAUAGAUAUCUCGAAUGGUAGCCAAUUCCGGAACGUAUCGUUGAAUAUUCGGAGAUCAGCAAUGACGAAUUCGUUAGUGAGAAUUGAAUGCGUAGAAGGUGCUGACCUCGUGAAAAGAGCUUUAUCUGCUCUAAUUAGGCCUUCUUCUCAUCAACAGCGACGGCAAUCAGCUUUUCAGCGUAGACCUAGCCAUCUAUCAGUAAUGUCAAAAGCAGAGGAAGAGGAGGACUAGCGGCACGUUCUCCGACCCUAAUCAUUCAUUAUGAACUGAUUUAAUUUAUUGUUUUGUUUUUGUCCAUAGAAACCAUCACUCCCAUUACGAAAAUUCUGUUUUCAUGAUGUGAUAUAUAUUCACAAACUUAGUGUAGAGUUGGAGAUGGAUCUCGAUUAAGCUAUGAAGAUGAAGCUGUUAGUGGUAUCAAAUUUGUUUAUGAUUCUUACGUUAUUCAAGAUUUCGUUUCUGAGUUUCUCUUUGGUAGGGCUGAAUAUGAUCAACUCUUGCAAUUCUGUACAUUUUGAUUUGAAGACUAUGUAUGUCAA
Molecule: messenger RNA, 981 nt
Organism: Cucumis sativus (cucumber)
Lineage: Eukaryota; Viridiplantae; Streptophyta; Magnoliopsida; Cucurbitales; Cucurbitaceae
Exons: 1
Coding region: 104-673 (189 amino acids)
Source: RefSeq, a predicted model, not a curated record